UGCCCCCUAUUUUAUUUUUUUAUUUUUUUUAUUUAUUUUCUCGUCUACCUUUUUUUUUUUUCUUUUUAUAUAUAUUAACUCUCUCCAUUUUUCUCUCUUUUUCGAUUAGAAGAUGGGACACAUCUCAAGUUUGUGCGUGAAUCAAACUCCCCAUCAAGCCCCGUCACGAGGCCAAUCGGACGGUGUUAGAUUCACGCACAAACUCGCGAUCUGUCUCCUCUAAAAAAAAAAAAAAAGAAAAAUUAUUAUUAUUUUCUAAAAAGAAUUUGUUUGGCGCCAAUUUCGAUUUGGGUUUUCAUUGUUUUUUUAUUUAUUUUCCCUCCUUGUUACAGUGUAUGAGAGAAAGAAGGUGUAAUUGGAAGGGAGAUUUCGGAGAUUUUAUUUUAUUUUAUUUUUGGUUGGUAAUCAAAUCGAAUGGCUACGAGAGACGGAGAUGGGGAGGCGUCUUUGUCUCGAGAGACGGACGAUUUGGAGUCGUUGAUUUCGAUGACCGAUGUAGAGCGCUUGAAGACCGCUUGGCGUCAAGAAAAAGCUGCGCCGGAGAUCUUGCAGUUCGAAGCUGCUUUGAUUCAGAGAGUUAGAGAACAGAUUCAAUUGAUGGAAGAGACAAUAGAGGAUUUUGUUGAGAAUAGUGCUGAUCCGCUCACUGUGUCACUUUACCAAAUGGACCUGGAUAGGACACAAUUCUUACUGAGAUCGUAUCUUCGGAUUCGCCUCCAGAAGAUUGAGAAAUACAUGUUCCACAUCUUAAAUACUGAUGAGCUAUUCAACCGUCUUUCUAGAGAAGAGAAGUGGUUUGCUGAAAGGUGUUCUAAUGAUUUGAAGAUGCAUCUUGAAGAGGGUAUUCUAUCAAAGCUGCCUGGUGGUUAUCAGUCUAUACUCAAGCAAACAAUAAUAAGCGAAGAGACUGACAUGGUUAGGGGAGAGGAAAUCAAUUCUCAGUACAAAAUACAAUUCUUCCAGUUCAUAUUCUCUGAAAAAACAAAAAUAGCAGGCUUAGGUUGGCUGAUGUUUACUCCUGCAAAAACUUGACAAAUUGCUAAGAAUGCUAAGUCCCUAAACCGCAAUUGGAUGCUUUUGUCGUCUGCAAAACCAAGUAUUUUCUUGGACAUAUCCAGCUCGAGGACAUCAACAACGGGAAUACAGGCGGGGG
Messenger RNA from Ziziphus jujuba (common jujube), 1153 nucleotides. RefSeq names its product DNA replication complex GINS protein SLD5. The coding region runs from base 415 to 1032 and encodes 205 amino acids. Gene Ontology annotation, cellular component: GINS complex. The record is from RefSeq and is a predicted model, not a curated record. Gene Ontology annotation, biological process: DNA-templated DNA replication; double-strand break repair via break-induced replication. The transcript is spliced from 6 exons. NCBI's taxonomy places the organism in Eukaryota, Viridiplantae, Streptophyta, Magnoliopsida, Rosales, Rhamnaceae.